GGAGUAGAAGCAGGAGGAGGCGGCGGCGGCGGCGGCGGCGGCGGCGGGAGGGCCGGGGCAGCGGCCGGAGCGAGAGCCCCAUGCCCCGGACGGGCUGAGGGAUCCGGAACCCAGAGAGGAGCCGCGGAACCCGGACAGGUCCCGAUAGAUCGACAUGAUGGUGGAAUCUGCCUCGGAGACAAUCAGGUCGGCUCCGUCCGGUCAGAACGGAGUCAGCAGUCUCUCCAGCCAGGGCGAUGGUGGCGGUGGUGGCGCUGGAGCGGCAGGAACUGUGACCGGAGCAGGAGGAGGAGGAGCAGCAGCAGCAGCGGGGAGAGAUGGGGGAGCCGGCGGGGAGAGCAACGGCGAGAUGAGCCCUGUGGAGCUCUUGCACUUUCAGCAGCAACAGGCUCUCCAAGUAGCCCGGCAGUUCCUGCUACAGCAAGCCUCAGGCCUGAGCUCUCCUGGGAACAAUGACAACAAGCAGUCUGCAGUACAGGUGCCAGUGUCAGUGGCCAUGAUGUCCCCACAGAUGAUCACCCCCCAGCAGAUGCAGCAGAUCCUGUCACCUCCUCAGCUCCAGGCCCUGCUGCAGCAGCAACAAGCCAUCAUGCUUCAACAGCUACAGGAAUAUUAUAAGAAACAACAAGAGCAGCUUCAUUUACAGCUCCUCACCCAGCAGCAAGCUGGGAAACAGCAACCCAAAGAGCAGGCACUUGGGAACAAGCAGCUAGCUUUCCAGCAACAGCUCCUUCAGAUGCAGCAGCUGCAACAGCAGCACCUGUUGAACCUGCAAAGACAGGGUCUGGUCAGUCUUCAGCCCAGCCAGGCAACAGGACCCCUCCAAACCCUCCCACAAGCUGUGUGCCCAUCCGACCUGCCUCAGCUAUGGAAGGGAGACGGGGCAGCUGCCCAGCCAGCUGAAGACAGCAUCAAACAGGAGGGGCUGGACCUCACCACAGCAGCAGCCACUGCUACCUCGUUUGCCCCUCCUAAGGUCUCACCCCCCCUCUCCCACCACACCCUCCCCAAUGGGCAACCCACUGUGCUCACACCUCGACGAGACAGCUCCUCACACGAGGACACCCCUGGCUCCCAUCCCCUCUAUGGGCAUGGGGAAUGCAAAUGGCCAGGCUGUGAAACCCUUUGUGAAGAUCUGGGGCAGUUUGUCAAACACCUCAACACAGAGCAUGCACUUGACGACAGAAGCACAGCCCAGUGCCGGGUCCAGAUGCAGGUUGUCCAGCAGCUGGAGAUACAGCUAGCCAAGGAGAGUGAACGACUUCAGGCAAUGAUGGCCCAUUUGCACAUGAGGCCUUCGGAACCCAAGCCCUUUAGCCAGCCGCUGAACCUGGUGUCAGGCUCCUCACUCUCCAAGGUGACUGUCUCAGCUGCUGAUUCGUUCCCGGAUGGCCUCGCCCACCCCCCCACCUCAGCUGCCGCCCCUGUUACUCCCUUACGCCCCCCUGGCCUCAGCUCUGCCACUCUGCACAGUGGGGGCCCUGCCCGCAGGAGGAGUAGUGACAAGUUCUGCACCCCCAUCUCCUCUGAGCUGGCCCAGAAUCACGAGUUCUACAAGAAUGCAGAUGUCCGACCUCCCUUCACCUAUGCGUCCCUCAUCCGACAGGCCAUCCUGGAGACCCCUGACAGGCAGCUCACUCUGAAUGAGAUCUACAACUGGUUCACCAGGAUGUUUGCCUAUUUCCGGAGGAACACAGCCACCUGGAAGAAUGCUGUUCGACACAACCUGAGCCUACACAAGUGCUUUGUACGAGUAGAGAACGUCAAGGGUGCCGUGUGGACGGUGGAUGAACACGAGUACCAAAAGCGGAGACCGCCAAAGAUGACAGGGAGUCCAACUCUGGUGAAGAACAUGAUCUCGGGCCUCAGUUAUGGAGCACUUAAUGCCAGCUAUCAGCCUCCAGUUCUUUCCAAUUCUUGUGUAUGGAGCUGGGGGAGGGGGACAGGAGGGAAGAUUGGCCCCGAUUGCCUCUCCCCUCCAGUACAGGCUGCCCUGGCCGAGAGCAGCUUCCCUCUCCUCAACAGCCCAGGCAUGCUCAACCCCGGCUCUACCAGCAGCCUCCUGCACCUCGGCCAUGAGGACGUGAGCAGUACUGUAGAGCCCCUCACCAGCAAUGGCAGCAUCAGCCCCCCACGUCUCUCCCCACCCCAGUACAGUCACCAGGUGCAGGUGAAGGAAGAGCCAGCUGAAGCAGAGGAGGACAGCCGGCCUGGCCCCCCCUUGGGCCCCACUAACCCCACCACUGGGGCUCCCCCAGAAGACAGGGACCCAGAAGAGGAUCUACCAGGGGAAGAACUGUCGUAAGGGCCUCUGGGGGAAGGGCAGGCAGGGGGGAAAGGGGUGAACACGCCCCCUUCCCCCCUCAGGAGAUCCCUCCUCAGGCCCUCACCUUCCCCUCCACUCUACAGCCCCCUUCUACCCCCACCUCAAGGCACUUCCAGGACAAUAGAUUGGGGUAGGGGCUUCUAGGCGAUCCCUGCCACCCACCUGUGACUGACAGACUCUCCCUGGCAGAGAUGGCCUCCUCCCCCUUCCACUGACCCCAAGACCAGUGGCCAGUGGUCUAGAACUGGUGGAAGAGCCAGGAGAGUGUGGACCCCCAAUACCUGACUUCAGUCUGUGUCCGAGCACCUCCCCCACUUCUGCCCUCUAGCCCCUCCUCUCACCAUGACCUCCACCAGCAGGACGCUCCCGCCAUCUUUGUUUUCUGCACCACCCUUCCCUCAACAUGGAGACCCGCAGGCGGGGCUAACCAACCCCCAUUCUCACCAAGGCAGCAUUUGUCCCCUCUUCCCCUACCCCAGCCUUGACCUUGCACCCUCUUCUCCAAGAAGCCCAGGACAAGGCCACCUUGGAAGGGGCCAGACAGAUGAUUUAGUUCAACUGCCUCAUUUGGCAGAUGAGGAAACUGAGGCCCAAAAGAAGGGAAGUGACUUGCUUAAAGCCACACUGACAGUAAGCAGUAGGGUCAGGAUUUGAACCCAGGUCUUCUGUUCCCAAGUUUGGUCUGCUUUCCACUCCCUUGUACUCUACAAGGCUCCCUUCUUCUGUACUGUGAAUGAUCAACACCGGCCACCAGCCUCAUGGGAAAAGGGGAGCCUAGAGUGGCUUAGAAUCAGCCUCCCUGCCUCCCCAGGACGAGCCAGCUCUUUCUUCCCCGUGUGCCCAGCAGCCUCAGAGUGGUACAUGGGUGAGACCAGCUGGGGCUCUGGGAUGGAAAACAGCUUUGCAAAGGGGAUCAUUGACGGACAUCCCCAGGGGAGACAGGAUGCUGCCUCCCUCACACUUUCCCCUGGGUUACUGCUGUAACGGUUGAGGCCUGACUCCUGCCCUUUCCAGGCAGACAGAGGCCGGAAGCCCCCCAUGGAGCUGCCUUCUUGUGCCGAGUGGGCAGUCCUGAGGAUCUGGAAGGAGAAGCCUGAGAGGCAAAGGGAGGGCUUGGGGGAAGAGAUUACUUGCCCUCGGGGAGAAAGGAAAAGAGGGAAAAUGUCCUCAAGACUUUGGUAUACACCCAUGGAACCAGAAGGGUCAGUCCUCACUUGUGGAGGGGACAAUCCCAGGGCCUCUGCUAGGCCACCCCAUGGAGCGGAGCCCCCUGCUGCAGCAGUGAGGGAGGGAGUGUGCCCCCAGCCUCCUGGGCCACCUUCGUGAAGAGGCUUGUGUCUGGGAGGUGGGAUGUGGGGGGCACAGGAAAGGGUUACCUCCUCCAAAGUCCCCCUCUCAUCCUCCUCCUGCCCCCUGCCCCUCUCCCUCUCCAUCCCCACCCCCAGUUAAAUGGAUGACCAAAGACCUUUCUUAUGCCAGAAGCAGAAACCAAAACUUUUUGUUUGCUUUUUUUCCUUUGUCACCCCCUGCCCUCCAUUCCUGAUCUGACCUUCUGCCCUCACCCAUGGCUCCCUCCCCCCCAGACUAGAAGCUGGAGGAGUGGGAGCCCCUUCCACUUAAGUUAUUGUUUUAAACCAAAGUUGUCAGUGUCUGUUGGUGGCCAUGGCUUUCUUCCACACCCUGGUCUUCAGCUUUCCACCGAAGGGGUUGGGGGAUAGGCCUCCCUGCACACCUCACUCCUGCUCUCCUAUGUCCCCCCUCAUCUCUUUCCCUCACUUGUCCUUCCUCUUCCCCUUUCGGGGGUCUUGGGAUCUGAGGGGAAGGAAAGGCCCUGAUGGGAUGUCCUCUCCCUGGGGCAACAGAGCAGCCUCCAAGGGCUUCUGGGAGGAGGGUACAGUUUCCUGCCCUACCACCCUCAGCCAUUAUUGUGUUCUAGCCAGCCAGCCAUUCCUUGUGCUCACCCUCCAGUGCCCACCCCAGGCACAGUCCCUGGGGUGCCCAUCAUCAGCCUCCCACCACUAGGGCUGGAGACACAAAUGGUAGAGGGCUGGAAUCGGUGAGCUCUCUGGGGAGAGCGCCAAAGCCACCUUCCUUCCCACCCCGAUAUGGGGGACUCCAACUCCAGGUGAAGGGCAAGAUGCCAGGCUGCCAUGCCUGACACCAUCCUCCCCCUAGACUAGCCCCUCCUAUAGGGACAGGACCAGGAAGGGGUCUGGAGGGGACCCGAUGGACUAUUGUCCAGAAAGCACCCAGGUACCCCACGCAGACUGUGAUCUUCACAAGCCCCCCCCCCCCCCAGGACCUGGGUGGCCAAAGGUCCCUGGUGCCUGUUAGCUGUGAUCCUCCUCCCAGUUUGUCCUUUGCCCUCUGACUUGUGCAGAAAUAUUAAAUGUCCUCUGCUCCUAGGCCCUCAGUGUGUGUCACCUAGCGGGGGUGGCGCGGGGCGGGCAGGGGCAAGCCAGGAGGACCUGAUCAUGGGAAGCAAAGUAUGGGAGGGGGCAUUCCAUAGGAGCGGAUGAGUGUGUGUGUGUGUGUGUGUGUGUGUGUGUGUGUGUGUGUCCAUUUGACCAUACCCAGCCAUGCACGAAUGAGCAGGAAUGGCGAUGGGCACCCGUAGGUUCCUAAAACCAACGUGUGUGUCCAGGUACCUUCACAUUCUGAUUCGAAGCAUCAUUCCCAAUGGAACAAAGGCACGUAUUGGUUGGGAAGGCAGCCUCUGGCCCAGACUGGACUGCAGGAUCCAUUUCCCACUUUAGUUUCUUCUUUCCCUUCUUACCAAGUGAGAUCUGGGGAUCGCUUCCCCAUAAAGUGGUCCAUUGGGGGGAGAAGCCAGAGUGCCGAGGAAUUGACAGUAUUUCUGACAAGCUUCCGGUGUGUUCAGGCUACCAUUCCCCUCGGGCCCCCAGCUCUCCCUCUCUGGAUCUGGCCUGGCUCCUCACUGCUCCCCCAGCUCCUUAGUAUGCUUGUGUCCUCUCCCCGCCCCCCAGAAGGGAGCAGAGCUGAGGACACACACACACACUCCCAGAUAACAGGUACAGCCUCUCAUACCCGGCCUUCCAGACACAUGAGGUGCUGUCUCAGGCCUUUCAUCCCAGCUCCAGACCCCUCCUGGUCCUUCACCCCAUCUCCUAAUCCCUUCAUAUUCUGUCCUUUGGAAGUUUCUUUCCCAGUAGCCCAGCCCUACACCCUGCUACCCAAUGUUCUCGCACAGGUUUGGAAUCCAAGUUUUUGGUGGCUUUUCCCAGGCUCAUGCGUCUGGGAGGAGGAGGGGGAUUGGGGUUGGGGGAGGUAAGCGAUUUCCAGGGUCUGUUUACUUGUUGGACUAACCCUUCCAGUCAGCCUGGCUCUUAGAUCAAAGAUGUCCUCCUUCCUAGAUGGAAACCAGAUCUCUUACAAGGGAAAGUGGUUCUGAAGACUCGAGUCUGAAAUGUUGGGGUGGCAAGCCCACACCCUGAGAGCUGUGUGUGUGUGUGUGUGUGUGUGUGUGUGUGUGUGUGUGUGCGUGCGUGUGUGCAUGUCUAUAUGCUGCUGUAAGGAUUUGUAGAUGGGCUCAUGCUUACAGACCUGAACAUAUAUGUGAGUGUGAUCAUGUGGUUUUGCCAGAAUGGGAUGUGGAGUCCAAGAAACCAAUGUAGAAGGGACACUGACUGCCCUGGUGAGUGCUACUGGUCUCCCAACAAAGAGAAGGGACGGGGGGGAGGAGGGAACCCCUAAAAUGCUUAAACCAAAGUCCUCCCCUGACCAGUUCUCUCCCCACCACCCAGAUUCCCCAACUCUACUGAUUCCUUACAAAAUCAUGAGUUUUCCCCAUCCACCCUCUCUCUAACCUCAGCCCCAAGAUGGGGGCCGGAUAGAUGGAAAGAAGCCUGCCUGCUUAUUCCCUAUGCUGUCUGUCUGCUAUAUACCCUCCUCUGAGACUCAAUCACAGGGACCCCAAGACUCAACUCUCAAACUUCCUUUUCCUCACCCUCAGCCACCAUCAGUCUUCCAGACACCCCAAACGCUCUGGAGGCUGGGGAGCUCCUUGACCAGGGUCUUUCAAGGGUAGAGUUGAGGGAAGAUGGGUCUGAGGAGAGGGAUGGUCCGCCUUCACUGGAGGCAAGUGAAGUACUGGGACCCAGCCUUCUCCCUGUAGCCAAUCUGGGAUGUUUAGAACUAAGUACAGACCACAGAGGAGAGGGCCCUGAGGACUCCAAACUCCUUAUGUGUCACUUCUCUUCUGUGGCCCCACUCUCUCUUUCUGGCCUGAUUUCUCUGUCUUGUCUCUUUCCAACACCCCCCCCCCCAUUCCUUUUCUCUCUGCCUUUUUCUGUCUCUGUUAUCUGUGUGCCCCCCCACUGUCUGCUCCAUGUGUGUACAUGUAUGUUUCUGUUGAUCCUUCUUAGUUCCUCUAUGUGGUGUUCUGUGUCUCCACUCUUUUUCUUCAUCCUGCUGGACACAUGCUCAGAGCUGGGGUCCCCCUACAGGGUGAAGGGGGUCAGGUGGGACAGACAGGGGAUUCCAUGCCCUCCCCUCGGCCCAAGCCCGGUCCCAUCCUGCGCUGUAUAAAGGAAUAGCAUUGCUGUGUAUUCGUUCUCCGCCUACCCUCCUUCUGCUCUGUGGCGGCAGACAGGCGGACCCUGUACAGUAGAACUAGCUGCAUGUAAUCUGUAUGGACAACAGCAUUAUAUAUAAUGCAAUAAAGUGAAUUACCUACA
Messenger RNA from Monodelphis domestica (gray short-tailed opossum), 7023 nucleotides. It is a transcript of the gene FOXP4, whose product is annotated as forkhead box P4. Gene Ontology annotation, cellular component: nucleus. Lineage: Eukaryota; Metazoa; Chordata; Mammalia; Didelphimorphia; Didelphidae. Gene Ontology annotation, molecular function: RNA polymerase II cis-regulatory region sequence-specific DNA binding; DNA-binding transcription repressor activity, RNA polymerase II-specific. Gene Ontology annotation, biological process: regulation of transcription by RNA polymerase II. The record is from RefSeq and is a predicted model, not a curated record.